Messenger RNA from Fusarium redolens, 1583 nucleotides. RefSeq lists its product as uncharacterized. Gene Ontology annotation, cellular component: cytoplasm; cytosol; plasma membrane. The coding region runs from base 153 to 1583 and encodes 476 amino acids. Gene Ontology annotation, molecular function: protein-macromolecule adaptor activity; ubiquitin protein ligase binding. NCBI's taxonomy places the organism in Eukaryota, Fungi, Ascomycota, Sordariomycetes, Hypocreales, Nectriaceae. The record is from RefSeq and is a predicted model, not a curated record. The transcript has 4 exons. Gene Ontology annotation, biological process: ubiquitin-dependent endocytosis.
GAGAUAUACUCGACCGUGUGAGAGUCUCUGGCUUUGAUGGAGUAAUGCGAGUGACUAUAAUUAUACUAAGACUACUGCCAACAAACGUGUCCCGAAUUUCGAAGUUCCUGUACCAUCUCAACGAAAACCUCCUCUUUGCUCCAUGACCGCACAUGCCUUGUGCGAUGGCACGCAAUCGGAGAGACCAUGAAGGCGUUGAGUUGGACAUCGAGGUUUUUGAUUGCGGUGUAUGUCGGACGGAGCUCGGGCCGCUUCGGCCAGGCGACUCGCUGGAAGGACAGAUCCUGCUCACGUCCAAGUCGGCGCUCUCCAUUACUCGAGUGGCGAUCCGCUUCAUAGGUCUGCAACGGGCAUUUGUAGUCCCCACGGAUCCGCACAUCCGCGAUCGCACUGGGUCUCGGUCUACCUGGACUUUCUUAGAUGUUACAUAUCCGGGCCAUAACGUUGAAGCUCUAGGUCCUCGGCGCACCUAUAGCUUCCCUUUUCAGUUUAUUAUGCCAGAAGCAAGCGGUAACGAGGAGCUGCCGAUACAUUGUCAACGCCUUCCUCCAUCAUUCAAUCGCCAAAAUUCCUAUUUCGAUAAAUUUGAUCUGGUCCCGAGACCGGAAGCUGCCGUCACGUACUUCUUGCGGGCCAUUGUCACUUUUCGAAAAUCUGAUGGAUUAGGAGUCGGCAAUCCAGUCACCGCUGAGGCAAAAAAGGACAUUGAUUUCCUGCCAUACACGGAAGUGCAACCGCCAACUCAUAUCUUAAGCUUCCCCGGAGAAUUCAUUACAAGAGUCGAACGGCAGCUACGGAAACAUCUGUUUGGACGUCGUCUCGGAACUCUGACGGUGGUUACCGAAGAACCGGACGCACUUGUUUACUGUUCUGAGAACGUCAACGUUACCACGGACAUUGUCCUCCGCAUAUUCUUUGACGCUGCUUCCUCUUCACUCCAUCCUUCACCUAAUUUCUCUUUCACUAUUUCGUCGCUGCUUCGUGCAAAGACGUACUACUCCGCGAACAGCCUCUCUUGUGUCCCCAAACAGACGUUACUGACCGACGACGGUCUCUUACGAUUGCACGACGACGUGCUAAAGGUGGGCGAAUCAAAGUACCAAAACCUCAAAUGGACGUCGCUGCCCCCAGAUGAUCAAGCCGAGAACUGGGCGGCACGCCAACCCGAUUCCUUAUCCCACUUCAACGGUAACACUUCAAUCAAGACUGAGCGCUCGGCUUCUAGCAAUGAAGUGUUCAGGACCUCUUCCACGUCUUCCUCGGCAGAGAAUGCCUCAGAGGGCAGAAACGAGAAUGGUACAUGGGUCACAUCUAUUCGUAUCCCCAUCAGCUCGGUACAGAGAUUGCAGCCAACUUUUUGCAGCAAAUUAGUCGCUAGAUUUUAUUCGAUUCCGCUACGGAUACGUAUUAAUGGUGCCUACGCCGAAAAGAUUGACUGCGAGGUUCCACUUCAGGUUGUUCAUACGCGCCGCAUGACAGAAACCAAUUUGGUUCCAGUACAGGAAGACGCAUCUCUGCAUUGCUUGGGACGGGUCGUAAUUCUUAGUCAAGGAGAUGAACUACCAGAAUAUAGUGCUUCCUAA